CGAGCGUGUGAGUGCCUCGCGAAACGCAUGCAUACCGCGGGAACAGGCUGAGAAAUCCCGCAUCCCGCAUUCCGUGCGCUAGUGUGAAGCGGUUCUGUUGAGUUUUUUCUCGCGCUCGACGUGCUAGACGAACGAAACGGCCAAAAACACACAAAACAAAAUAUUUCGAACAGACCGGUUUCCUUGUGCUGACCGUCAUCUCUGGUGUGACUGUGACAAUUCUUUGCGAUCGUGUCGUUUGUUGUUGGUGUCGUUUCUACAAAACAAAUCAAACCCCGGAAAAGAAGAUAAACCUCUACAUUGGUUUCUUUUUUGCGGGCUGGUUGCUGUAUAGCUUGACGGAGUUUCAUCACUGCCGAAGCAGCAAAAGUGCCCUUCCAGCAGAAAAAAAGGGUGGCUACAGGCGUACAGUGACAGUGCGAUUCAGUGACACGAUCGUGCGAUCCUCAUCGGUCGACGGCGAAAAAAGAAAAGAAAAAAGGGAGAAAGAGCGCUAGAGCUAGUGUGUGCGUGUGUGUGUGUUGGGAGUGUGUUUAUGUGUGUCUGUGUGUGCGGAGGGGGUGAAGAGAGAAAACCGGCCACCCUGGCAAGAUCCUCACGAAGAUGUGAAUUUUUGGCCGUUUGGUGUAACGUGUGGCUGUGGCGAAAACAUAUUUCCCCCAAGUGACGUUUGUUGAAAACAAAACGUGCGGUACAAAAACACCCAACGACGGGCCGGUGUUUUUGGGGUUGCUAUUGCUGUUAAUCUAAAGUUGCUGCCGGCGUCUACGCAGAUGCGUCGGUGCAUCCGUCUUGCCGUCCGAGUGCAUACGGCAUAAAAGGGCCGAGUUCGAUACACUCCACGUCGAGCAGUUCGGGGUGUUUGUUUUCUGCGUUUGUUUCUUAUACCCUUGUGCAAAUACCCCUGGCCCGUCCGUUACACAUAGCCGAGAAUGAAACGUGUCGUUCUACGUUUGUAUUGAAAGUUUUCCAUUCAUCUUUUUAAUUGUCUUAUAAUGCUCAUAUGCUUCAUUAGUAUAAAUAUGCGGCUGUUUUAAGUUUUGGUUAAUCGAUUCGACCACCCGCUUGCUUGGUGGGGAAGGGGACGAUGAUGCACAUUUUGCCAAUUGCAUUUCGAUGUUUUUCCCCACCUUUUUCCCUAUCAGUGAGUGAGCGUUUGUGUGCGUUCGGGUGUAUGUGUGUGUAUGUGGUGUGUAUGCAAGUGAUUUGAAGUGUGUGUUUUGUUGAUUUUUUGUAUAAAAAAUUCACAACUAAGUCUCAUCAAUUUCGUGUUGUUUCAACUAUCACCUACAUAGUGUGCGUCACCAUAUGGUGUAUGAGUGCGUGCGUGUGUAUGCGUGUCUGAGAAAGAGGUGCCGUAUGCGUGCAUGUUUCUUCCCGGUAAUGCCAAUGGAUACGAAACGCGGCUACCGAUGAUUGUACCGGAAAGGGGGGCAAACAAUAUUGCUUGAUUUGCCAAAUUUUCCUAAAGAAAAAAAAAACAUGUGUGCGAUCAUGUUUCCAUCAAAUGAGAUGAGUGCAAUUUUUAAUGCUUUUCAAACCCCCCCACACCAGUGUCAAAAAGUGGCGUUUGUUUGUUUGCGCGCGAGUGAAUGUUAGUGUCUGUGCGCGCACUUGAUUGAUCGGUCGUUUACGGUUUGAGGGAAAGGAGUUAAAUCGCACCCACCCCGGAAUCACGCUGCAACGUGUGACAAAUAUGUCAAAUAAAUUAAACAACGAAGCGAAAAAAAAACACCAUAUCGAGUGUGUGCAGAAAGGGUAGACAGGCAGGCAGGUGGUGUGAAAGAGAGAAAAACGACACACACACAAACAAAUAAAAUUCCUCUUCGCGUUUUUUGGGCGAUGAUAGUGUUUUGCGGAAAAUCUACUUACUCCCCCAUAACGCUUUACCAACCCCGAAGAAAACCACCCUCUGCACAACAACCAGCGGCGGCGUGAUUUGACACUUGAGCCUCCCACAAUCCGGCUUUAGUAGUGUGUGCGCGCGUGUGUGUGUGUGUAUGUGUGCGUGUGUAUGUGUGGAUCCCUUUCUUGUUACAUGAAAAAUGGAUAGGUUCAAUGACACGGCACCUCGCACGAAGUGAGCGAGCGUGUGCGUUUAGCAGUGUGUGAGAGAGAGAGAGAGCGAGAGAAAGAAGGGAUGAUAGUGCACGAGACGCGUGUACCGGUACCGUAUGUGUAGUAUGAAUCAGCAUUGAAAUCUGUUCCCAACGUCCGUCCACCCCAUCAAAAUCAGAGAGAGAGAGAGAGAGAGAGAGAGAGAGACAGGCCUAAUGAAAGAGAACAAAACCGAAUGACCAGUGCGAGAUAAAGUAGACAAAGAGAGCUGUACAGGAGAAAAGGGAAAAGAAAGAGAAUAAACGAGAUAGCAAAUGCGCGUAAGCGAGAGGAUCGAAAAAUACAGUUCAAUCACAUGGACCACUAACUCCAACAAUGCACCACCACCUCCACCCUUUUGCGUUCUAGUGGGGAAAACGUCAAACGUCAAAUAUUCGAGCGCAAUAGAUAGAGAGAGAGAGAGAGAAAGAGAAAAAUUCUCUUCCCGUUUCCAUUCCCUUCUUGACCACUUCUAUGACCAACCCCUAUUUGGGGGGGUUGCUAGAUCACAAGCGAAACUUCAACCCUAGCGAACCAUUAUUCACAAACGGACACAUUGACAAUUUCUAACACCUUUGCGUCAUCUGUCUGGUGUCGUGCACUAACAUAAUCCACCAUUUCUAAUAGUACGAUCCCUUUAACAAUUAUCACCCUGCUGACCAUGCUUGUGGUUAGCACGCUAAAAUUCAAGCCUGUAUUGGUAGAGGCUUUUGGCAUUUCCUCACUGCUACUUUCAAAAGGUGCAGUUUACGAUUGUGAUCCACCGUACUCAUACACAUGCAGCAACAAGACCUGUACGGUCACAAGAUUGUCACUAGGGAAAUGAUAAUGGCAUGAGCGGGUGCUAGAAAACAUCAUUAUCAGGUGUGUCUUUGCUUUACCGGGCACCUGCUCUGCUUAUCGGUUUGUUAUCGGGGAUCGUAUGUCGAUUAGGGCACACCGCUAUGACAAGUUGCACACCACUUACACAAACACAUGCUCAUGCGUACGCGUAAACACUGUUAGGGAAAAGCAUUUGGGUUUUGACAAGCACCUGAAAACCACUUGUUUGCUUGGCAGAGCACACCGUUGCUCAGUUAGUGGAUUAAAACGUUACUUUUCACCUAGUAAUAGUAACGCAUUUGGUAACGCAUUGUAACGAUUACUAGAGUGCAUUUAAAUAGUUGAUGAGCGACUUCAAAUUAGUGUUCAAUAACAUAUUCAACAAAAGAUAUUAAAUCAAUCUUGUGUUAUUUUUAAAUUGUGGAAAAUUGAGUGGCUUUCGGUUUUUCUUCCAUUCAUCUUGACUGCAUCUUGACGCAUAUUCAAAGCCACCAUUUUCCGGAAUUGUUCGCUCCCCCUGUUUUUGCUGGGAUGGGCGACACGACACCACCGAUCGGUCCCUGUUGCCGUUUUUUGGUUGCUGAAUUUUUACAGGAAUUUUUGCCUCCGCACUCCACUAGGAUGUACGCGCGGUGUCAUUGAACUCGCGGGCUCGCGCCGUAUGCUCCCUUCAGCCGACGGGCCGUCUACACGCGGUACGCCUUCGCUCGCUUAGCCGGGUGACUUCCCACUCUUUCUCUCCGCUCCGCUCUAUCUCGCAUCGAGUCACGCACUGUCUCUGUUUCUUCGUUUUUUGUUCUCUUUCCCCUCCCCGUUCCGCACACCGUGCCGGUUUUUUUGCGGUUUGAUCUUGGUUCCUGCGAUCCUUCAGCCACGCGUGAUCCUGAUGCCAUGGACGUGAAGGAACCCCUGACAGUGAUGUGAAAAAAUUCGCGCCUAAAAGUGCUAUAAAACAAAAGAGUUUCAAAGAUUUGGUGCCUAAAAGAAAACAAAACAAAACAGUGGGUUAAACAGCAACUGUUUGUGGAGCUGAAGUAAAAAAAUUCCCUUUACAAAAAACGCAUCAAAGUUAAAGCCGGAAGCCGAACAGCGUGUGUACAGUGAACCAGAAACAAUUGUGUCAACAUCGAACAGCUGCAAAUAGAUGCAAAUGAAAACCCAUCGGUGAACGAUUACGGAACUGAUUUAUCGAAAUUGCAUAAUUUCACAGCUCUUUCUAGUGACAGUGUGAUAAAUAUUUAAGAGCAAAGUGCAAAUAAAAACAAAGAAUCAUACAUCGCGUGCGUGUUUAUCCGCUUUACGUCUACACUACGAAGUGAUUCAUUAUUUUCCAGUGUGCAAAGUGUAACAUUGAGGUGUGCUGAUUGCUUUCGAGAACAGACAAUUCUUCGUGCCCUCAAACUUAUCUUCAAUCAGAAUUCUACGGCAGGAAGGUAACAAACCCGCUGCAAGGAUGACUGUCGAAUGUAUUGAGGAUUUGUAUCCAACCUAAACCCUUCCAGCUGGUUAUGGCCAGCCAAGGGUUAGCGAAGCUGUGCGUAAAGUAGUGUGCAUGUGGCAAUAGUAAAGAUUCUCUCAAAGGUGCAUUAAAGCAAACGUUUACGAAUAAAACUAUAAGGGGCAAAAGCCCAUUUACCCGUACCAUCGGGAUCGGUACUAACCGGCUCCGUACUACAACAUUCGACUACCUCAGUUACAACUGUUAAAAAACGCCCCCCCUGGGGGGAAGAAAAUACCCACGACAACUCGCACCCGAUACAGCUCGGUUUUUCCCAGCACCUAGGACAAAAGCUUUCGGCAAAUGGAUGACGGAGAAUUUUUGGACCUAUUCAGUCAAUCCUGGAAUGGUAAAUACCAUGCGGCGGCCAAUCGUGCGGGUGCUGGCGACGAACCGACGACCGGUGGUAGCUACACAAAUUCGGCGGCUGUGGCGGCCGCAGCGACGGCUGCAGCAACGGCUGCCGCCAUGGCAGUCGCUCCCAAGCUUACCUCGCGGCUUAUGCAGCCGCAGCCGGGUUCCGCGGCCGGAGCAGGAGGGCAGAGCCUGUAUACGGGCAACAAGCACUUUCUGGCACACUUACCCCCGAACCACAAACCCGCCACCAACACCAGCAACAGCACGACGAACCCCGUGGGUUCGAAUCGUCAUGCUGCGGCGCCACCGUUCAACGUGUCGGCAGGUGCUCCAACGACUGAUUUACGUGAUACAAACCUAGGGCCUUUAAGAAAUACCAGUAGCAGUAGUACCGGCAGCAACGCGACCAACACCACCAGCAGCAGCAGUACAGCGAGCAGCAGCAACGGCACCAGCCAUAACACAAAUACCACCACCAACGGUGCCCAGCAUCUGAUGGGUGGUACCGGUGCCGGCAGCAACUUUGCCCGCGAAACACGCGACUUCCCAAAGCUAAGCCAUCGGCUGUUACAGCCACUGAAUGCACACGAUCAGCCACCGCCGGGUGGUGGCGGUUCCGGUACUUCCGGAUCUUCCCAGCCUACAAUGAUACGGGGCGGUCAGGAGGAACAGGAUUAUAAUGCAUUCUGCUCAACGCUGUCGGCCGUCGCAUCGAUGGCAGCUGCAUCGCUUGCGAUGGAGGAAGAGGAUCUGGCAGACAGUACAACACCACCACCGCCACCAUUUUCGUCGAGUGCACUGCUUGCCGCUGGACUGACCGGGAAUGGUGGCGGAGGUACCAGUGAUGCUAGUGGUGGUGUGGAAAGUGAUCUCGGCCCGAACGGGGAACUGUUGGGUUUGAAUGGUCACCAGCAUGAGAAAAAGACUCCCAAUUCAAUUAGAGCUCAAAUCGAGAUCAUACCGUGCAAGGUGUGCGGCGACAAGUCGUCCGGGGUGCAUUACGGUGUGAUCACCUGCGAGGGCUGCAAGGGCUUCUUCCGAAGGUCACAGAGCUCCGUCGUCAACUAUCAGUGCCCGCGAAAUAAGCAGUGCGUGGUCGAUCGGGUUAACCGAAAUCGAUGCCAGUACUGUCGACUGCAAAAGUGCCUAAAGCUGGGAAUGAGUCGUGACGCUGUCAAAUUUGGACGCAUGUCAAAGAAGCAAAGGGAAAAGGUCGAGGACGAGGUACGGUUUCAUCGGGCUCAGAUGCGUGCACAAAAUGACGCAGCACCGGACAGUUCCGUGUUCGAUACGCAGACACCUUCCAGCAGCGAUCAGUUGCAUCACGGUUACAAUGGCUACACAUAUUCGAACGAGGUUGGCUACAGUAGCCCGUACGGUUACUCGACCUCGGUGACGCCACAGCAGACGAUGGGCUACGACAUCUCGGCCGAUUACGUGGAUAGUACAACAACUUAUGAACCAAGAAGUACGAUGAUAGACUCAGAUUUCAUAAGUGGACACAAUAAGGAUGGCUCGCCGGAACAGAACCGGGCGAUCACGCUGAACGAUAUCCGUUUGGCGCGUGUACAGCAAACGACCGCCACGACCACCACCAACGUUGGAACCGGCAGUGAUGUGAUCGCCGGCUCAGACGGAGGCGGCGUCAAUGAUGGUGGCGGUGGUCCCCGGGGACUUGCAACUCAGCAGCAAACGGGACAAGGUACCGCACAGCAUACGAUCCCGCAACAAGCGCAGCAGCAACAAGGAACUGCUGUGACGGCACUGGUCAACCAUCAAACCACCGGCAACAGCAGCAAUGGCACUACCAGUAAUAGUACAAUUAUAACCAUCAAGCAAGAGCAGCUCACCAAUGUGGAUAGCAUUGUCGGUAGCUUUGUUGAUUCGACUACGUUUUUGCCAUCGCCACCCACCAGUCAGCAGCAGCAGCAGCAUCCACACCACCAUCAGCAUCAGAUGGGUAACGCUACGAUGGUAACGACCAAUGGCGUCGGUGGUAUGGGCGCUGUAACGGCAACGACGGCCGUAGUUGCGGUGGCUGCCACAACAGUUCCAACGCCCGUCUCCGGAUCAGAUGUCACUGGUAGUAAUCUAAGACGGAAUGACUGCUGCCAGAAUCCGAUCACGGCUGGUGGUACCGGUUCGGAUGGUAUUUCGCACUCACAGGCUCACCAUCACCAUCACCAGAAUACACCGGUAUCGUUUGGCGAGGAUGAUAGUUCCUGCGAUUCGCAUACACGAUGGGCCGAAGGUGAUAUCAACGAUGUGCUGAUAAAGACCCUUGCUGAAGCGCACGCCAACACCAACCACAAGCUAGAGAUAGUGCACGACAUGUUUAGAAAACCACAGGAUGUUUCCCGCAUACUCUACUACAAGAACAUGACCCAGGAGGAGCUAUGGUUGGACUGUGCGGAGAAGCUAACGGCCAUGAUACAGCAGAUCAUUGAGUUUGCCAAGCUGAUACCGGGCUUUAUGCGAUUAAGUCAAGACGAUCAGAUCUUACUCCUCAAAACGGGCUCGUUCGAGCUGGCGAUCGUGCGCAUGUCUCGACUGAUGGAUCUCUCAACCAACUCCGUGCUGUACGGUGACAUUAUGCUACCGCAGGAAGCCUUCUACACGUCCGAUUCGUUCGAGAUGAAGCUGGUGGCGUGUAUAUUCGAGACGGCGAAAAGUAUUACGGAGUUGAAGCUGACCGAAACGGAGCUAGCGCUCUAUCAAAGUCUGGUGCUACUGUGGCCUGAACGAAAUGGUGUACGAGGUAACACGGAAAUACAGCGGCUGUUCAACAUGAGUAUGUCCGCCAUCCGGCAGGAGAUUGAAGCGAACCAUGCACCGCUCAAAGGUGACGUGACGGUGCUCGAUACGUUGCUCAACAAAAUCCCCACUUUCCGUGAGCUCUCCAUCAUGCACAUGGAAGCGUUACAGAAGUUCAAACAGGAUCACCCGCAAUACGUUUUCCCGGCGCUAUACAAGGAGCUGUUCUCGAUCGACUCGCAGCAAGACCUGAUGACAUAACAGGAUGAUCAUGGCUAUCAGCAGCCGCCACAGCAGCACCACCAUCACCACCAUAACCACCAUCAAGAGCAACAGUCGCCGCAACAGGGACACUAUCAGCAGCAACAACAGCAGCAGCAGCAGUCAACAAUCGGCACGAUAUCGCACGAUUCCAGCCAGCAGCAUCCCCAGCAGCAGCAGUAUCAACAUUCCUCAUCGGCAUCGUCCGGAUCGUUGUCGUCGUCGUCGUUGUCGUCGUGCGGACGCAGAGCGGACCCGAUCGUUGCCAGCGAGCUGGACGAAGCAAUAGGACCACCGUCGGUAACGGAUAGCAAUACAAACAAUGGCAACAACAAUACGUUUAUCAUCAUCAUCCAGAACGAUGGUGGCGUCGGUGAGGCCCACCUAACGGCGUCGGCCGGCAUCAAUCCUUAAGCUGUACACUGCUCAAAAACAUCAUUUCGCGGUGGUGUGGCUAGACGUAGUAAGACGAACACGAAGCAAAAACAUCCCGAGGUGGCAGAAGAAAAAGAAAAAAAGGAGGAAAAAGAAAACUUUGGAGUAGAAAAAGCAUAAAAACAAACAAAAAAAACAAUCCACUCACACGACAACAAAAAACAUACAUACAUACGCUGGAAGAAAAAAAAACCCGCAAAGAGAAAGCGCAACGUCAGUUUUUUGGGGAAAGAAAACUAGUAUGCACCUUUAGCAAUUGUUGAUGUAAAUGAAUUUACAAGAUUUGUUAUAUUAUUUUAAUAACUCGUAAGUCGAUAACACUGACGCAUAGCAUAGGAAAUCGAGGAAGCAUGGCUAGGGAAAUGAAGACCGAAUAGGUAGCGAAUGGAAUGGGGUGAACGAAGUGACGAGAAAGGAAAUGUAUUUUAAAUUAUUUUCCUUUCUUUUUUUAUAUAUAUAUUCAUAUAUUCGUGCCUCGAUCAUGGAUCAUAUGCUGAUCGUUGUUUUCUAUUGUCUAUUUUUAAAAGAAGAUUUAUUUCUUUUUAUUUUUUAACAAAACAAACACACACACACACAACAAGGAUUAGACUGUUCGUUCCACGCGUGUUUGUGUAGUUUAGCGAAGGGGGAGGAAACAAAAAACACCCCGGAUUAAAACCGUAAGGUACACGCCCGAUACCCGCUUUAGGGGUGGACAUAACGUACGUACAGAUUCACCCUCUCUCUCACACACACACAGACACAAAUACAUACAAAAGGGGAAAAAGAACACAAACAUUAAAAAGUGCAAUGAUCAGUCGAUAUAGGAGCGAGACGGAGCUUGAUGAUUCGAACGGUUCGAAUGUUUGAAUCUGAUCAGAUCCAACCAAAAACGACAUGUUUUAUGUUGCGCAUUAUGUGCACUUAUUGUUUUGCAGUUUGGACUAGUUUAAGACGCAUCGAACGCAGUGCGGUUUAUUUGUUUUCCUUUCGUUUAAGGGUUUUUUUCUCUUAUUUCUUCGUAAGCGGCUAACGUGCAAACAAAGAAGGAUGAUUUAUUAUUUUGUUUGUUUUUAUUUUUUACCAUUUUUGGUUUUCGUUUGGACAACUUAUUUCGUAGCGAAUGGAUGGGGAAAUGAUUAUGGACCGGAAAUGUGCCGGUAUGUUUAGGAAAAUUUUAGACCCGAUGUGUUAAACCAUCGCAGCUCGGCGCUGUCCGAUCUCUGCAACUGAAUAGUCUGAUUUCUUUAGUUAAUACCUUUCCGAUAGAAAGAGAGAAAUUGAUAUGAAAACAACAACAACAAAAAAGGUACAUAAAGAUAAAGCCAGAAAGCUGUUACACUUGAACCAGACAGAAUAGAAUCUCUUCCUUUCUCUCUUUCGUUUAGGGUCGCUUAAUUGUAUGUGUUUUUUGUUUUAUUUCUUAUUUAGCGUAAGUGACUUAGGUAUACCCUUUAUCUUACAUUUGCUGGAUAUGGUCUAGGCAAAACUUUUUGGAACAUAAAGAGCGUGUGCGUAUGUGUAUGUAUGUGUGCGUGUGUCAAAAAUAUAGUAUCCCGUGGUAGGCAAACUAUCAAACUGGAAA
This is a messenger RNA of Anopheles funestus (African malaria mosquito), 9788 nucleotides long. It is a transcript of the gene Hr3, whose product is annotated as probable nuclear hormone receptor HR3. Gene Ontology annotation, biological process: regulation of transcription by RNA polymerase II. Gene Ontology annotation, molecular function: zinc ion binding; RNA polymerase II cis-regulatory region sequence-specific DNA binding; nuclear receptor activity. The record is from RefSeq and is a predicted model, not a curated record. NCBI's taxonomy places the organism in Eukaryota, Metazoa, Arthropoda, Insecta, Diptera, Culicidae. The transcript is spliced from 12 exons. Bases 4721 to 7789 code for a protein of 1022 amino acids. Gene Ontology annotation, cellular component: nucleus.